CCGCCAUCUAUUACAUGAUCAGGUCCAAAUGUAUCCACAGAUUCUGUUUGGGGUCAGUCUCAGCCACUAGGCAGCCAGUCAUUUCCUUCGAGCUCUAUUUCAUGCCCUUCGUUCUGGUCUCCUUCGCCGCCUCUGGCCUGGGCUACGCUGUUUCGACCACCUUUCCCGUGGCGCAUGGGCCUUUCGUCGUUGCCAUCAUUAUUUUUGUGGUUUGUGGCCUUUUGGGCCACCCCCUACGAGUGGAAACCAUGGCGGACGGUGCAGUCCUUGAGGUGAUCAUGGACUUCCUCUCAAUUACUCGAUGGAGUGUUGCAUACUACUGGAACAACUACUCCAAUCAUCUGGACGAGAGCAGCUUUCGAUCAGAUCCUGCAACGUGGCAGGCCAUUCAGGGUAUUGAAGCGAUUUACGAGAAGCCGACUCUGGUGAGCAAGUUCAUUUGCGGUCUGCGAUCCGAGAUUUUCUUCCUCAUCCUGAUGAGUGUAGCCUGGACCUUCAUCAGCUACCUCGCGUUGUGGCUCAGUGGUCAUCAGUGGCACAAGAAAGCUCAACCGUGGAAACAGCGAGCCUCACGGGCUUGGAGCUUCGUCGCAAGGCUCGCAAGGUUGCGCUUGCGGAGAGAGGAGCCACAGGCUUCCUCGUCCCAGGAUACAGAUUUGGUGUGAGCAGUUGGCAUGCUUGCGACGCUUGGCGACGCUUGGCGUUUUCGGCCAGGUUGAUCCAGGCCGUUGGCGUUUUUGGAAUCCAAAUCGAUUCAGCAAUUUUGAAGCUUCAGUGCUCAAGAGCCAAUUUUGGGAACAAUUUUGUGGGCUCCGAAGUCAUUACAGCGGCUUCGGCGUCUGACUAAUUACAGAACCUUCCUUUCGUUGGUGGACCACGUGAAAGCCAUUGGCUGGAGGUGGGGUCUACAUCCAGCGACAUGGACUGGG
Molecule: messenger RNA, 929 nt
Organism: Durusdinium trenchii
Lineage: Eukaryota; Dinophyceae; Suessiales; Symbiodiniaceae
Source: the annotation of a GenBank genome assembly